GAGGAGGGCGGGGUCGGGCGCUGUGUGGCCAAGUCAGCGGACCUGCUAAGAUGCUGCUGGAUUUGUCCGAGGAGCACAAGGAGCACCUGGCCUUCCUGCCGCAAGUGGACAGCGCAGUGGUCGCCGAGUUCGGGAGGAUCGCUGUGGAGUUCCUCAGACGGGGAUCUAACCCGAAGAUCUACGAAGGCGCCGCCAGAAAACUCAAUGUGAGCAGUGACACUGUCCAGCAUGGUGUGGAAGGAUUAACCUAUCUCCUCACUGAGAGCUCAAAGCUUAUGAUUUCUGAACUGGAUUUCCAAGACUCUGUUUUUGUUCUGGGAUUCUCUGAAGAGCUGAACAGAUUAUUGCUUCAGCUUUAUCUGGACAACAGAAAGGAGAUCAGAACGAUUCUGAAUGAGCUGUCACCCAAUCUUCCCAGUUACCAUAGUCUUGAAUGGCGGCUAGAUGUGCAGCUUGCAAGCAGAAGUCUCCGGCAACAAAUUAAACCAGCAGUGACCAUAAAGCUGAACCUCGAUCAGAAUGGCGACCACAACACCCAUUUUCUGCAGACAGACCCAGCCACCCUGCUUCAUGUGGUGCAGCAGCUGGAGCAAGCGUUGGAGGAAAUGAAAACGAACCACUGCCGGAGAGUAGUCCGCAGCAUCAAGUAGCUCUAAGUUCACUUCCUCUCAGCUGGCAGCACAGGAGUCGCAGUAAUUCGUCUGGAUUUCAUGGAGUUUCUUUUCCUGUUCAAGAUGUUGAAAUCUUGAUCAAAAGCUAAAGUACAGUUCCUUUCUGGUGCUAAAUGCAGUCAACCUCUUGACAGAUUGAGAUACAUUUUCUAUUUUAAAUAUGUAAAUAGGAUGGACUCAGCUAAAAGGAAUCAGUAUUGUUCAUGUCUUCUGUUUAUAUGUAACUCUUUUGGCUUGGGUAUUUGUUGUCUGCUUUAUUUUGUCCUUGAUCAAAAUUUGAAAAUAAAAGUCACUGUUACUACUUAAAA
Molecule: messenger RNA, 979 nt
Organism: Psammomys obesus (fat sand rat)
Lineage: Eukaryota; Metazoa; Chordata; Mammalia; Rodentia; Muridae
Gene: Commd2
Product: COMM domain containing 2
Exons: 5
Coding region: 51-650 (199 amino acids)
Source: RefSeq, a predicted model, not a curated record